AUGGGCAACACAAAUUCAACUCUGCUCAAUAGGGAGGAGGCAGAAAAGGCUCUCUUUGGAGACGUCACUGCCCCUCCGACUACAACCAUCAACCCGACACUAAAGACGCCCCCUUCACCCGCUCUUUCUGUCGAACAACGAUACGACUUCAACAACCGACUGACGCAACUGCAACAGCUGAUCGAGUCCGACACCGCGCCCGCUUCGCUCAAAAAGGUGCCCCACCUCACCAAGGACCAACAGCGUAUCCUGCUGCGAAAAUACAUGCAUCGAGAGAUCUUCACCGUCCAUCAGGGCCCUGCAGAUCUCCCCUCAAAUCCCCACGACGUCACCUUCAAGGAGACCUACCUGGUUCACCGAGAUUACAAACAACGAUCUAAAAGCGCUCAUGUACCUCGUUCGGAACCAGCCAUUCGGUCUCCUGUUGAAGAAGAUGACAUUCAAAUUAUUUGUGAACGACGCCUAGAACGUCCUGGAAGUGACUCCCUCAGUGAAGCUUCCUUCACCUCCGCCUGCUCGGAGAAUGCAUACUCUGAACGAGACUUUGAGCCUCCGCUUAGUCCACAGAGAUCUCCUGACAAGCUGGACGUCAGGCCCAUGAGACGAGGUUCCACCCCAAUCCCCGAGGCUCUUUUGCUGGGACAAGGACGAGGCCAUACCCAGAGCCCCAUUCACACUCAGCAGCAUCACGAUCACGUGGCUCAUCUUCAACAUCAUGAACUGCACGUUCAUCAGCACUCAAGAGGAUCGUCUGCCGCUUCUGGAGAUAGUCUGAAUGUUCCCAAGCAGCGAGGACGAAAACAGAAGCGGUCCUCUGACCCCAAACCGGAUCUCAGGCCCCGAUCAAAGUCCGAUGGACACGCUCUGGCAGCAUCCAUGGUCAGACUCACACCCGACGAACACCUACUUGCAUACCCGUCUCGAGAAGCGUCACCCGACCGAUUUGACGGCACUUGGGGCUCCCCUGUUCCCCAGCAGCAUGCUCAAUUCCCUCACGAGCCUCAUCAUCAUUCGCAUUUGGCUCAUGAGAUUCCCAUUCUGCCCCCUCCCAUGGAGUUUGAGCGGUCUAGAGCACGAGCCAAGGAACUCAAGCAGAAGCAGACAGACGAGUUUGUCCAGGAGAGUAACAACGAGCCCUCUGAGUCUCUUCCAAUGUCCAAGACCAUGCCCACCAUUACUCUUCCCUCCAUGCCCUCUUUGCCUACAAGCAUGAGUCUUCCCAAACGACACUCUAUGCCUGUGCAGGCUCCCAAAGCUACAGCUUCGGACAUUUUUGAGAUUCCAGCCGUGCCCACUACUCCUGCCAAAGAAAAGUCAGAGAAGUUGUCGCUCUUCAAACGUCUGGCUCAUCGACGUCGUUCCAUGACCGAAAAGGCUCCCCCGCCCCUCUUAGUCGACGAAAAAGAUCUGGAUCUGACUCUCACGAUCCCUGCCAUUCCCAUUUCCGCCCGUAAGAUGACCUCCGAGCCUGAAGACUCGCCCCUGGUAGCCAACAGACUAUCGUCUAUCACUCGUCCCAAGACCCGGCCGGCAGCUCAGCCCAGAGCCAAGAGCAUGUAUGUCCCUCGAGAGACGCCGGUCGAGUCUCCUGAUGGAGCUUACCCGUUCCAAGCUCGUGGUAAUGAGAUGUCCAAGCACAUCAACGACCUCUCCAACGCGCCCUGGAGUCUCUCUAAUGUUCCCCAGCUGUCUCCCGAGCGAUUUGUGCAGAAGCGAACUGACACUGCUGGCAGUUUUGGUUCCAUGGAGGAACUCAAGCGGACGAACACUGUCACCAACGGUGGUCACAUUCUGGACGCUGGUAUCCCUCCCAAAGUGCCUACUCAUAGAUCCCUGACCAUCAUGUCUCAGAGCAGUGGCACUUCUUCCGAUGACUAUUUUAGCGUUGGUUCACGGUCUCCUGAACUUUCUUAUUCUUCGGUUAUCGCUCACUCUCAGCAGCAGCAAGGAGGAUCCUCUACUCCUUCCCCUCCUCACUCUACGGACAUUUACACUCGAAAGUGCUCGUACCGACGGCCCAAGCUUCAGACUCGAAAGACGGAGCCGGCUCCGAUCACCGUGUCUACAGUGGCAGAGGUCGAAACGCCACCUGUAUCACCUGAAGACGAUGCUUCGUACGAGCAGGAGAUUGAGGAGGAGAUUGCCGCACGACAGUUCAUGCUGUGUGGCUACAAGAAGUCGUCAACCAAGCUGCAGGUUGUUAACUGGCAGAAGGACGCGUUCAUGAAUUCUUCCACCACUCUCGGUGACCUUUCCCACACAGGAACAGACAAUUCCCCCCCUUCUGUGCCUCCUCCCAUGCCCUUCAUGAUGCAAAACAAGCAGCGUCAGACUCCCCGAAAGUACCACAAGAAGGGUGGCUCAGAUGCCUUCUCUUUUGAAGAGGAGUUUGCACAGGAACAAAAAGAACAGAAAAAAGAGCAGCCUCGGCUUCCUGAGCCUCAGGUAUCUGCUGCUCAACAGACUUACCUCGAUCUGAUCAACAAUGAUGACAUGUGGGACGAUCAGGGUAACGAUUAUUUCAAUUUCUGCAAUUAG
Messenger RNA from Yarrowia lipolytica CLIB122, 2538 nucleotides. RefSeq lists its product as uncharacterized. The record is from RefSeq and is a predicted model, not a curated record. Lineage: Eukaryota; Fungi; Ascomycota; Dipodascomycetes; Dipodascales.